AUGGACCUAACACCACCAUCAUUGACAAGGUCGCCGGCGUCUCCAACUCACACCUAUUGCCCUUCGGAAAGGUCGUCUCUGGAUUAUCCUUCCCCGGAUCUCGCAACCCAGCAGUACAAGCUUGCUUCUCUGUACGCCGCCGGUCAGCUGUGCUCUCUUGGUGAGGCUGCCGAUGCCGAUGCCGAUUCUUCUUUGCCGCCUCUAGAUUCCGCAGCAACUACAGGCUGGGUGUCUGCCAACGAAAUGGCGCCAUCGUCUUCUUCAUUGUCUAUUCCGAACGUCCUGUCAUCAGAGUACGACCCAUUCGCCGAGUACGACCCUCCCAUGCCAUCUUACGGAUCAGAGGCAUACCCGCCACCGCCGCCCAUGCACUCGUCUUCAGUCGGAGGCCAGCCGCAUCCACUCGCAGAUGCCUCCGGGCGUUCACCCGCGCCGUCAUCGUCGAGGAGCUCCUUUUCGUACGUCACAGGCGGUCCUUCUGCGGGACACCUGGGCCCCCGGAUCAAGGUGGAAAACCCCGGCGACUAUGGCUCGGGAAUCGACGUCUCCCAGUACCCCUCGCCACGCUCGAUGCAGGCGCCAUACCUCGCAGAGCCCAGCCAGUACCCAAGUUCGCAUCAAAACUAUCUACCCGACCCUCAUUCUCCGGCGUGGUCCAAAUCCGAGCUGGACGCUGAAAGUUACUACAAUCACUCCCCGUUGGGAGACGCGGGCUCUUCCGGCCACGGCUCGAAACGCGGUGACUACUUGAAGCAGAAUCGGCCGAAGAAGGCACAGCGCAAGAUGACGACCGCCGAAGACGCCAACUACCAAUGCGAAAUCAAGGGCUGUGGCAAGCUAUUCAGUCGCAGUUACAACUACAAGGCGCACAUGGAGACGCACGACGAGAAGAGGGAAUAUCCUUUCCCUUGCCCAGUUACGGACUGCAACAAGAAGUUUGUACGAAAGACGGACCUCCAGAGACACAACCAGAGCGUGCACAUGAAGGAGCGCAACCACAAAUGUGACUACUGCGGCCGUCUAUUUGCUCGCAAAGACACACUGAGAAGGCACAUGGGUGACGGGUGCUCCAAGCGUUUUGACGUCGGCACCUGUGACCUGCGCGUCGAUGGUUACGAGGGAAUGGGUGCUCUCAACCGCAACAUGGGAGGACCUAUGCAUCCCAUGGGACACGGUACACUACCGCCGAUCACGAUGCCUAUGGGGAGUGGCAGCGGUUUAUUGCACCCGGCGACCUCGGUGAGCAGGAGCAGGAGCGUCAUGUCGGGCACGAGUGAAGGUGCACAAAGCGACCACUGGCCACGGUAA
Molecule: messenger RNA, 1308 nt
Organism: Colletotrichum karsti
Lineage: Eukaryota; Fungi; Ascomycota; Sordariomycetes; Glomerellales; Glomerellaceae
Exons: 2
Coding region: 1-1308 (435 amino acids)
Biological process (GO): regulation of transcription by RNA polymerase II
Cellular component (GO): nucleus
Molecular function (GO): DNA-binding transcription factor activity, RNA polymerase II-specific; RNA polymerase II cis-regulatory region sequence-specific DNA binding
Source: RefSeq, a predicted model, not a curated record